Diachasmimorpha longicaudata is the source of this 2306-nucleotide messenger RNA. RefSeq names its product SUMO-activating enzyme subunit 2 (gene Uba2). Gene Ontology annotation, molecular function: SUMO activating enzyme activity. The coding region runs from base 95 to 2146 and encodes 683 amino acids. The record is from RefSeq and is a predicted model, not a curated record. NCBI's taxonomy places the organism in Eukaryota, Metazoa, Arthropoda, Insecta, Hymenoptera, Braconidae. Gene Ontology annotation, cellular component: SUMO activating enzyme complex; cytoplasm. Gene Ontology annotation, biological process: protein sumoylation. The transcript is spliced from 3 exons.
AACUGACCAAAAAAACCCCUAGGUGCGCCAGAAAGUUCCUACAUGACGCACGAAAUUCCGGGAGCAUGCCUGUGCAUGUUUAGUCCGUGUAAAAAUGGCCGCAAGUGUAAACGGUGUUUUUCGCAAGGAUUUGCAGGAUGCUAUUUUACAGAGUAAAGUCUUGGUUAUCGGAGCUGGUGGCAUAGGCUGCGAGAUCCUAAAAAAUCUCGUGAUGACUGGCUUCAAAGACAUCGAAAUUCUUGAUCUAGACACAAUUGAUGUCAGCAACUUGAAUCGACAGUUUUUGUUCCAAAAACAACACGUGGGGAAGUCCAAGUCUGCGGUGGCACGUGAAACGGCGUUGACGUUCAAUCCUGAUGUUAAAAUAGUGUCGUAUCAUGAUAACAUCACGUCCUCGGACUACGGUCUCUCUUUCUUCAAAAGAUUUUCCCUCGUGAUGAAUGCCCUAGACAAUCGUGCGGCACGUAAUCACGUGAAUCGAAUGUGCCUCGCGGCAGACAUACCCCUAAUCGAGUCUGGCACGGCGGGUUAUGAUGGCCAAGUUGAACUGAUAAAAAAAGGUCUCACUCUCUGCUAUGAGUGCCUACCAAAGCCCACGCAGAAGACCUUCCCAGGUUGCACAAUCAGAAACACCCCGAGCGAGCCAAUACAUUGUAUUGUCUGGUCGAAACACCUGUUCAACCAGCUGUUCGGUGAAGAGGAUCCCGACCAGGAUGUCUCCCCGGAUACAGCGGAUCCAGAGGCAGCGGGCGAUAAGGCUGGAGAAGACGCCUUAACGUCAGAAUCAAACGACAAAGGAAACGUCGAGAGAGUCUCCACACGUCUCUGGGCGCAGGCCAGUGGUUACGAUCCUGAGAAGCUCUUCAAUAAACUCUUCCACGAUGACAUUAAAUACCUGCUCUCGAUGGACAAUCUUUGGAAGAAGAGGAGACCACCGACACCUCUGGACUGGAAGAAUCUCCCCGACGUGGUGGCUGGUUGUAGCAAGGAGACAGCAGAUGAGACAGGGCUCAAGGAUCAGCAGAAGUGGAGCAUCGCAAAGUGUUCGGAGGUCUUCUCCAAUGCUCUGAAAAAUUUGAAAAAGAAUCUCGAAGUGUUGAGGGAAAAAUCACCAAACGAUCACUUGGUCUGGGACAAGGAUGACCAAGACGCAAUGGAUUUUGUCGCAGCUUGUGCCAAUAUAAGAGCCCACAUCUUCGGUAUUCCCCAGAAAUCGAGAUUUGACGUUAAAUCAAUGGCUGGAAAUAUAAUUCCAGCCAUUGCUACGACAAAUGCAAUUGUCGCUGGUGUAGUUAUUCUCCAUGCGUUCCGAAUUCUGAGGGGUUUGUUCGAGGACUGUAAAUCAGUUUACCUCAGGCCACGACCCAAUCACAGGGGUCAAUUAUUAGUGCCGGAGAAAUACGUUAAUCCAUCGAAUCCAAAGUGCUAUGUCUGUGCUCCCACACCGUCUGCUGUUCUAGCUGUUGACACGACGAAGAUGACAAUAGCCGAGUUGGAUGAAGUAGUGCUCAAGGGACGCCUCAAUAUGAUCGAGCCAGAUGUCAUGGUCGAUGGCAAAGGAAUUGUGUUGAUAAGCUCCGAGGAAGGAGAGACUGAGGAGAACAACGGCAAAAUACUUGAGGAGCUUGGGGUCAAGGAUGGGACUAUUCUCAAAGUCGAUGAUUUUCAGCAGAAUUACUCGCUCACUGUUACUGUCGUGCACCGAGACAAGCCUUCCUCGAGGGGUGAUGAACCGGAUUUCUUGGUUGUCGCCGACGAGAAGGACUUGAAGCCGAAAGAGGAGGAGACGAAAGAAGAGAAACCGUCGACUUCUAAUGGACAAGUUGAUGAUGUUGAUGAGGAUGAUUGCGUUGAGGUCGACGUCGAGCCUUAUCAGAUCCCUGAUGAAGUGACUGCGAAGAAAAGGAAGACUGAACCACAUGUCAAGGACGUUCCUAGCAUUAAAAAACGAAGGACUGAGCGUCCUAGUGCUGAUGAUGAUGAUUGCUGCAUUGUCGACGAUGGGGGGAAGAGCGAGAAACUCCCGGGGGUUAAGACCCCGCAGAAGAGGGCGAGAACCUCCACCGAUGACGAGUGCCAGAUUGUAUUCGAUGAGAGCAACGAGGUUACCGUUUCGCCUAUGAAGAAACUUAAUUCAUCUAAUUGAAGAGGACAAGGAUCGUCCUCGAUAUUUUUUGUAAGUUUUCUUUUGAUACAUAGACACGUUUUUUUUUUUCUUUCAUGACCGUGGGAGCGGAAUUAUGCAGUGUUUAAGAAUAUGUGUAGGGGAGAUUUGAAAUGAGAUGAAUAAAUCACUUCCAUUUGUA